GGCUGAUAUGAGUUUUACUAUAAAACGCGCAUUUCACGUAUCACCUUUUAAUGAUCGAAAUGGCAUAUAUAAAGCAUUCUGUAAAGAUCCUAAAUCAGGGUAUCUUGAUAUGAGACUAGUAAUGUAUACAGAUCCUUCUCAACCAGAUGAUGCAUCUAAUGCCCAUGAGAGCUAUGAGAGUAAGACAACAAUGCAGCGAUCUAGGAAAAAACUGAUUGCGACAGCAUCUGGUCAUUCUUAUUCACUAAAUCUACUUAGUUUGAUUUAUGCAAUAAUGACAUAUCCAUUAGAGGUUUUCUUAACUAUGCCACGUAUUCUUAAAGAAGCGUAUAAAUUGCAUUAUUAUAAAAAUUUGGGAAUAUAUCAUAGACCUAUUCCAGUAACGGAAACUGUUGUGAAAUUGGAUCCAAAUUUUAUUGAAUUGCAUACUUCAAUAAUUCAUAUCACUAUAUAUCUUCCAGAUCAGAAUAUGCUUCCAAUUCAAAUAUAUCCUGACAACUAUAAUGAUGAAGUAUUACAUUCACCUCAAAAUAUUAAGCAUAUCAAGAUUUCAUUACAUAAUUAUUCAUUUUUCACCAAUCUUUUAAUAAAUCAAAAUUUUUAUCGAGCGUUACUUAUCGGAUAUUUUGAGAAAGCAUGGGAUUGUGAUAAUUUAUCAGCAUUAAUCGAUUUAUUUUUUAAUCAACCUAAUACUACUGAAGAUUGCUCAAAAGGAAAGCAUGAUAAUUCGAUACAUAGAGAUAAUAAACCAAGGUUAAACUUUUAUGAAUCUAAGACUGCACUGAUAAGAAGGUGGUAUUGGAAAACAAUAUUAUGUAAUGAUGAUGCCGGAGGAGUUAAAUCCAAACAAGAGUUUGAUGAAAUGUUGCAUUCACUUUGGCCGGUCGAAGGUGUAAAUCGAGAUUUUAUUGCCAGCAUAGCACAGAAGAUAAUCACAAAAUAUCUUUUUUACCUCGUCUCCAGGCAUACUUCAAUAAUUCAUAUCACUAUAUAUCUUCCAGAUCAGAAUAUGCUUCCAAUUCAAAUAUAUCCUGACAACUAUAAUGAUGAAGUAUUACAUUCACCUCAAAAUAUUAAGCAUAUCAAGAUUUCAUUACAUAAUUAUUCAUUUUUCACCAAUCUUUUAAUAAAUCAAAAUUUUUAUCGAGCGUUACUUAUCGGAUAUUUUGAGAAAGCAUGGGAUUGUGAUAAUUUAUCAGCAUUAAUCGAUUUAUUUUUUAAUCAACCUAAUACUACUGAAGAUUGCUCAAAAGGAAAGCAUGAUAAUUCGAUACAUAGAGAUAAUAAACCAAGGUUAAACUUUUAUGAAUCUAAGACUGCACUGAUAAGAAGGUGGUAUUGGAAAACAAUAUUAUGUAAUGAUGAUGCCGGAGGAGUUAAAUCCAAACAAGAGUUUGAUGAAAUGUUGCAUUCACUUUGGCCGGUCGAAGGUGUAAAUCGAGAUUUUAUUGCCAGCAUAGCACAGAAUGAUGUUUGUUUUGAUCUAAGACUUGAAGCUAUUAUCAACUCUCACAAAAAUGUUGCAACAGCACUCCGAGAUCUAUUAAUAAAAAACAAUAAUGAUAAAAUAUUAGCACUAUUUGGCUAUACCCAUUUGUACCUAUUGACCAUUCCGUCGAAUAAUUCGAUUAAACACCUACAACCUUUGAUUUCACAUCAACUACAUUUAUUACCAUUUCCACCACGGUAUAUACCAUAUGAAGGUAAAGAACCAAUAAUACAUGUAAUUGACAGAUUUAUGUUUUUAGAAAAUUAUUCAAAAUCUAAAAAAAGGUGGGAAAAAAUAAAAUAUUUAUUAAUGGUGGGAUUAAUGGCAUGUGCUUAUAAAGCUGAUUCAAUAGUUUGGAAAUUAACUACGAGAUUUAUUGAUGGACCUAGUGGGAAUCCAUUUUUAAGUGAGAAGUGGUUGUGGGAAGGGGUUAUUGAUCUGUUAAAGGGUGGAGAAGAUUAUGAAAAAGAAUUUUAUAAAGUUGAAGAAAUUACUGAGUUGAAGAAAGAAAAAAAAGAUAAAAAUUUUCUUGAAGGGUGGGAAGUUGUUUAUGAAAGAAAAGCAAAUAACCAUAAACUUGAAUUAAUGACAUCACCAUCGCCUUUAUUACUUUUACAAAAAAAAGAUGAAAUGUUAAAGAAAGAUAAACAAUUUAGGCUAUGUUUCGAAUCAUGUUGUUCAAAUGAGCAUGCUCUAGAAAGUUGUGAUGAACUUGAACAACAAGUUUCCUCGUGUAAUCAAAAUGAAACCCAUUUCAAACUCGUGAGUAAACGUACACCUUUAAAUAAUUUACCAUUUCAUUACAAAUCAUCUCUUUUGCCCGUCCGCUCUUUAUUUACAAAACGAUCGCCUAUAUUCUUGGACAUUGGAAGUGAAGGGUAUAAUCAAUGUCAGCAAGAGAAAUUAUGUGAUUCAAAUAUUGCGGAAUGUUGUUCGCAACAACAGCAACAACAUAUUUGUAAUGAAAACGAAAAUUCACUUACAAAAGUUGGAAAACGUGGUUUAAGCAAAAGGACUAUGAAUAUCGGUAAUCAAAGUCAAAUGAAGAUAUUAAACGGUAGAAGUCAUAAGGGUAACUAUAACGGAUUGUAUAAGAAAGAUGGCAAUUACCACCGCGAAAUUCCUCGUACUCCAAG
Molecule: messenger RNA, 2625 nt
Organism: Racocetra persica
Lineage: Eukaryota; Fungi; Glomeromycota; Glomeromycetes; Diversisporales; Gigasporaceae
Source: the annotation of a GenBank genome assembly